AUGUUUCCGUUCAACCAGUUCGUUGCAGCUCAGUACAGAUAUUCGAAAUUUGGACAUGGUGGUAUUAAUCAAUUAGGAGGAGUGUUUGUAAACGGAAGACCAUUACCAGAUAUUGUUCGUCAAAGUAUUGUUGAUCUUGCAAAACAGGGUGUACGUCCAUGCGAUAUUAGUCGACAACUUCGUGUUAGUCAUGGCUGUGUCUCAAAAAUUCUUGGUCGAUUUCAUGAGACUGGCUCUAUUAAACCUGGCAUUAUUGGCGGAUCCAAGCCAAAAGUGGCAACACCCAAAGUUGUUGAUGCAAUUACAAAUUAUAAACAACAAAGUCCCACAAUGUUUGCUUGGGAAAUACGUGAACGAUUAAUCGCCGAUGGAAUUUGUGAUCUAGAUAAAGUUCCGAGUGUUAGUUCGAUUAACAGAAUCGUUCGUAAUAGAGCUACUGAAAAACACAAAGAUAUUUCAUCAUCGACUACGUCAUGCUGUCCAUCUUCAACAUCUUCAACAGAUGAUGAACAUUAUGAAGAAACAGGAAGAACUACAUCUUGUUCAUCAGGUACAAACGAUGGCAACGGUUAUACUAUUCAUAGUUUAUUAAAUUAUUCACAAUUUUCAACAGCAGCUUUAAAUGGAAAUUAUGUGCAUGAGAAUAAAUCACGAAAAUCGUAUCAAUCACCAGGAUCACGUAUAUCAACCAAUAGAGGACCUACAACAAUGGCUCUUAAUGAAACAGGUUUAUUAAAUGUUGUACCAUCAACGACCACAAACACGUCAACUGAUUUAAAACGCUUGUCAGCCGAACAAAAUGAAUGUUUGGAAAAAUGUUUUCGAGAAAAUGCCUGGGCAGAUAAUUGUCAUUUAGAAAAUAUUAGUAAAUUAACUGGUCUUGAAGAAAAUACCAUAAAAGGUUAUUUUGAACAACGUCGUAGCAAAUGGCAUAAAAAUAAUGGAGGCGCAUUAUUUAAUUCUUAUUUAUCCUAUCCAACAUGUGUUAACACUAAUGAUUUUUCAUCACAAAUAGCGGAUUCAUCAUCCGGUUAUGCAAACAGUUUCAUUAGUGCUCAACAAAAUUUUCCCGCUAAUACGUCAAUUAAACAUGAUACUGAUACAAUAUCUGGAUCAAAUGAAUUAUUUUAUUCUAAUCCUGCAGUAUCAAGUUUUUCAAUUCCACCUACUCACGCAAAUAAUAGUGGAGGUGUUGAUUAUUAUAGUCAGUAUUCUUAUCCCAAUUGGCAAUAUACUGGAUUUAAAACGUAA
Didymodactylos carnosus is the source of this 1251-nucleotide messenger RNA. Lineage: Eukaryota; Metazoa; Rotifera; Eurotatoria; Philodinida; Philodinidae. The record is from the annotation of a GenBank genome assembly.